AUGGAAGCUAAUAGUUUAGGUAGCGAGCCCGCUAGGAAACCAGGACAAACGACGGGUGUGCACGAUGAACACCCGGAAGCACAACCGUUGCUAAACAACAAUCACAGAACGCUUGGUGAGAGCUCCGCCAACGGUCCCACAGUCAACGAAGGUCGUGAUAUUGAAUCCGACGGGUUCAUCAAGGACAGCCUAUUUCAACUUCGGAAGGGAUAUAGAAUUUUCAUUCAUAACUCCAAAUGGAUUUUGAAUAUUCUAAUCCUAAUCAAUACUAUCUGGUUAAUCACUACGUUGAUAUCAGAUUUCUUUUUCAAUAUUAAUAUUCUUUUUGGGUUUAGUAACAGGUAUGCAAGUUUCAACGACUUAAUCUUAAUAUUCAUCUCAAUCAUCGCCAAUUCUUUCAAUCUCUGGUUUAACAAGUUAGGAUUGUACUCUGCUCUGGACUACAGCUUGAAUGUGACUCUGUGCGCUUUGACGCUGUUCAAUCUAGCAUUGACUUAUAUGAUUAAGUAUACUAGACAAAGGAUCGGGUUUGUCGGCACAUUUACGUACUUAUGGACUUCGUUUUCAUUUUUCGUGGGCGCCAUAUUAGAUUGGUAUUUGCUGUUUUACAACAGUUCAAUAAGUGAACCAUUGGAAGACCGCAGGAUUGAUGAGGAGACUACUACUACUACUGCUACUUUUAACGAUAACAACGCGAAUGUCACCGAUAGUAGUAAUAGAGGUCGGUAUGGAUCGGGUUCACCAACUCCUACCCGCCGCUCGGAACUAGUUCAGAACAAACAUACUUUGACGGAGUGGGUAUCGAUUGGGUUCAGAAAUACAGUCAAGUUUGCCAUUUUGAUAUUCUUUGGUUUAUUCACUCUGAAUACGCUCCUGACCACAUUGGACACCUACAGGCUGACACACAAGUUACCAGUAAGUGUUCAAUCGCCAUCCUACGAGGCAUUCCAUUACGUAGACGCUGCCAAGACCUAUCAAUUGCACAUAACUUGUUAUGGUGAUGUAUUUGACCAAGAGAACGAUACAGAUCCAGUUGACAAGAAGAAGCAGCCCAUUAUUUUGUUCGAGCACGGAGGCUAUGAUACUGGUUAUCUGUCGGCCACUUGGAUUGAAGAGUUAUACCAUUUAGACAAAAUACAGAGGUACUGUCUAUACGAUAGGCCAGGUUACGGAUUGAGCGAUUCUCCUCCUGCACCCAUUUCUAUCGCUAUGGUUGCCGAAUCUUUGAGGUAUGCAUUGAUCAAAGAUGCAAAAAUUAAGGGACCGUUCACCACAGUGGGAUACGAUCUUGGCGGACUGUUUACAAGAGUAUUCACUGCCAAGAAUGUUGAUAUUGUGGAUAGUAUGAUGCUUGUUGAAUCGUGGCACGAAGAACUGUUAUUGAAGAAUUAUAUUCAGAGACUGUUACCUCCAGGCCGUGGGGAUGGUGAUGACGAUGACGACGACAACCGCGAUGGUCGCAAUCACGACAAGACCUGGCUGCCUUCAGAGAUCGAAAGACACAAUGAAUUCAAACUUUGGUGGAAAGGUAUUUGGUCAAGCUUAGGAUGGAGACUGCAAACUUCGUGGUUGUUGGCUCAUCAUGGAUCUAAAGAACGUAUAUACGGGCGUGAUAUGAGAUACCAGGGACGUUUCUUGCGUUCUAAGUUUUUGGAAAGCGUAACGAGUUCCAUUUUGAGUUAUAGGGACGUGACAAAUAACGCUGAGGCCUUACAAAACGUCAAGACAAGUAUUGUUAGUUCCAAGGAAAUGGUGAAAAAAUCAGCGCUAUGGGGUGAUUGGCAAAGAGAAUUGACGAAAUUAUCUCACAAGACGCAAGAAUGGAAAAUAGUGGAUGGUGGACAUGAAAUAUAUAAGUAUGGUCUUGGGAAACAACAAACCCAAGAAGUUCUAUUAAGAUUGAUAGGCGAGCUUGGUAAACUAUCCCAGGAUUAA
Saccharomyces kudriavzevii IFO 1802 is the source of this 1935-nucleotide messenger RNA. RefSeq lists its product as uncharacterized. The transcript has a single exon. Gene Ontology annotation, cellular component: endoplasmic reticulum. Lineage: Eukaryota; Fungi; Ascomycota; Saccharomycetes; Saccharomycetales; Saccharomycetaceae. The coding region runs from base 1 to 1935 and encodes 644 amino acids. The record is from RefSeq and is a predicted model, not a curated record. Gene Ontology annotation, biological process: regulation of lipid storage.